Tauraco erythrolophus (red-crested turaco) is the source of this 401-nucleotide messenger RNA. Lineage: Eukaryota; Metazoa; Chordata; Aves; Musophagiformes; Musophagidae. The record is from RefSeq and is a predicted model, not a curated record.
GCCAGGACCCACUCCUCUUGCUGAAAAGCCUUCAGCCUCUCUGGACAAAGAAAGAGAUGAAGAAGCUCAAGGAAGAAAUCAGGCGGGGCUUCGCAGGACUGGAGGACCCACUGGCAGGACUCCUGGACAUGCUGGAGAGCAGCAGUGAUUGGAAGGGGAAAGGGCAUUCCCUCGGGUAUUACAUCACCACCGAGUUGCAGCUUUGGAUAAAAGAGCAUCCUGCUGUUCAACAGUCUGGCACCAAGCUGAAGAAGCUGCAGGCCCGUGUACUCGGAAUCCUAGCCCAGUGCCCAGCUAAUCUUCUUGACCCUUUGAUUAGCAUUUACCAGCUCCAUACAGCAGACCGGAACUGUUUGCUUGAACGUGUCAGUCAUCUUUAUCACAAAGGCGAUUACAAAGAG